Molecule: messenger RNA, 842 nt
Organism: Zea mays
Lineage: Eukaryota; Viridiplantae; Streptophyta; Magnoliopsida; Poales; Poaceae
Exons: 1
Coding region: 182-484 (100 amino acids)
Source: RefSeq, a predicted model, not a curated record
ACCAGUCGUCCUCUACUCCGAAUCUGAAACAGUGGACGACUUCACCUUCGUCGACGCCCAGCAGCCUCCUAGUCUAGUAUCUGCAGGAGGCGGCGGUUUCAUAGGCCUGCCGCUGCUAUACCCAGUCUUGGCCGGCCGAGAUCCCCUCCGCGGGCUGCUCCGGAGACGGCCACCACGCGGUAUGAGCAUGAUCCACUUGACCAGCUGCUGGUACUCCAGCGCGUGUACUGCUUGCCAUUGCCUGGCACAUAGUGCCAGCACGCGUGUGCUGUCGGCCAAGGCAACUGCCAGGCACAUACUGCCAGCACAUGCUUGCCAUUACUUACUCCAAGAUUUAUAUUUUGUUGAAGAUAGAUUCUGGGCGCCAGGAGGGAAGCAACUGCCAUGGCUGGCUACUUGCUUUUUACUCUGUUGGUCUGGCUACUUGUUGUUUGGUCUGAAGCUUAUUCAUCUUGUGCUACUUGCUUUUUGCUCCGUUGGUUAGCUCUUAGUUGCUACCUGUUGUAGCUGGGUUUUUAUAUAGAGCGUAAUAGCUUAUGAUAUGUUUGUCUAAAUAUAUUGAAUCUCAGUCUACAAUUUCUUAUUAAUCUGAACUUGUAAAUUAUUUGAAUAUUUCUCACUGUAUUGACCCUACUAUAUUCUUCAACGUUGCUAUAUUAUAUGAGAGGUAGCACAACUAUAUAAGUGCAUGAUUAAAAUUUACAAAGUCUGACAUGUUUUGGAGGCGGCUAAUGCCAAAGUCUGACAUGUUUGGUCGUGACUAGCGACUCUUAAUGAUUCGAGGGCAGGUAGGCUUUCGUGGUUCAGUUUCUGGGGUCUCGAUUUCUUAGAUUCCUGAUCGU